AUGCUCGCGGCCCUCAGCGCGGCGCAGUGGGUGGUGGGCAAGGCGCUGGCCCCUGUGGCCGACGGCUUGCUGGAGGCUUGGGAUGCCAGCAAGCGCUUGGGUCUCAACAUCGAGGCCCUGAGGAUGGAGCUGCUGCUCGUGCAGGCCACGCUCGAGACCGCCAGCCGCAAGCAGAUCGACGGCCGGGCCAUGGAGGAUCUGCUGGGGAAGCUGGGGCGCUCGGCGCACUCCGCCGAGGACUUGCUGGACGAGCUGGACUACUUCCGCAUCCACGACGAGCUCCACGACGCGUACGACGCUGCAGACCAGCAUGCCAAGGGAUGCUUCCAUGACCUUGCCCUCAACGCUCGUCACACUGCCUGUUGA
Molecule: messenger RNA, 366 nt
Organism: Triticum turgidum subsp. durum (durum wheat)
Lineage: Eukaryota; Viridiplantae; Streptophyta; Magnoliopsida; Poales; Poaceae
Source: the annotation of a GenBank genome assembly